CCAAGCACAGACUGAGCACGCGCCGCUCGCCGACGGAAGCCGGGAAGGAAGGGGGCGGGCCGUGGCUGGCGGGCGCGGGGAAAAUGGCGGCAGCGGCGGCUGCGAACGGGAGCGGAGGCAGCAGCGGCAUGGAGGUGGAUGCAGCAGUCCCCAGCGUGAUGGCCUCCGGGGUGACGGGCAGUGUUUCCGUCGCUCUUCACCCCCUCGUCAUCCUCAACAUCUCCGACCACUGGAUCCGCAUGCGCUCCCAGGAGGGGCGGCCUAUGCAGGUGAUCGGGGCUUUGAUCGGGAAGCAGGAGGGGCGGAACAUCGAAGUGAUGAACUCCUUUGAGCUGCUGUCCCACACCGUGGAGGAGAAGAUUAUCAUUGACAAGGAGUACUAUUACACCAAGGAGGAGCAGUUUAAACAGGUGUUCAAGGAGCUGGAGUUUCUGGGUUGGUAUACCACAGGGGGGCCGCCUGACCCCUCCGACAUCCACGUCCACAAGCAGGUAUGCGAGAUAAUUGAGAGUCCCCUCUUUCUGAAGUUGAAUCCCAUGACCAAGCACACAGAUCUUCCUGUCAGCGUUUUUGAGUCUGUCAUCGAUAUAAUCAAUGGAGAGGCCACAAUGCUGUUUGCUGAGCUCACGUACACUCUGGCCACGGAGGAAGCUGAACGUAUCGGUGUAGACCAUGUGGCACGGAUGACAGCGACAGGCAGUGGGGAGAACUCCACUGUGGCUGAACACCUCAUCGCUCAGCACAGUGCCAUCAAGAUGCUGCAUAGCCGCGUGAAGCUCAUCUUAGAGUAUGUCAAGGCUUCUGAAGCAGGAGAGGUCCCCUUCAACCAUGAGAUCCUGCGAGAGGCCUACGCCCUGUGCCACUGUCUUCCGGUUCUCAGCACAGACAAGUUCAAGACAGACUUUUAUGAUCAAUGCAAUGACGUGGGGCUCAUGGCCUACCUCGGCACCAUCACCAAAACGUGCAACACGAUGAACCAGUUUGUGAACAAGUUCAACGUCCUCUAUGACCGACAAGGCAUCGGCAGGCGAAUGCGGGGACUGUUUUUCUGAUGAGGGUUCUAGAAGGGAUGAUGUACAGGGCUCAGACAACUGUCAUUGGUCUGGGCGCUGCAUUCCCCUUAGAGAAACUGUCAUUAAUAAAAGAGCAGCCCCUUAGCAGCCCUUCAGUGCUUUGUCCUAACAGGCCCCACACUGGCUUCUCCAACUUGGAGCCCAAAGCAGCCCUGCUCAGAGGCAGAGUCCAUUCAUCAGUGCUCCUUUUAAGUUUUAGACUUGAGGUGUGCGACACUUGUCUAGAUAGGCAGAAUGUGGUAGGACUGCCUGUUUGCUUGUAGUUCUGUGAUGUCAGUUCACGUAGGCCUACCCACAGAAGUGACAAAUGUCUGCUUCCCCAAUCUAUGAUGGGGAGGGAUACCAAGCCCAUCCUUGUUAUGGAUAACUCAAACCCUUGUUCCCAUGAAUGCUGCAAAGUACCACUUGGUCUCCACUUCAGCCCACCUGUGAACCCUCCGCUGAAGUCCUUUCUGGUGGGUGCUACUUUUUACACCAUCUUCACCUCCCUCCCAAGAGGUGAACACACAGUGGAAGUAUUUCAAGAAAUGAGUGGGCCGGAGACUUUGGCCCUCACCCUGGCACUACCAUGGUAAGGCUCACGUACCAGGGGAGAAGGCUCCAUCAAGUCCUUGCCACACCCCAGUCACUUACAUGUGGCAAAGUCAAAUAGAAAUUUCUACUGGAAUUAUGAUGUCUGUCCAUUCCCCAAUGCCAUUUUAACAGAAGCCAAGCCCAAAGUCAAAACAUUUUAUUAACAAACAAAAAGUGCAGCAUGGAUGGGAAAAUGGGAUCUGCUUUUCGGGGCAUCCAGCGAAUGCUCUGGGGGUGCACAGCAGGGCCUUAAAAGCUGGUCAUCAGACAAAACGGCGAACCUCAAAAGCUGGUCAUCAGACAAAAGUGAUCCGUGUCCGAGAAGUAUUGACCUGCCAGACAUUCAGCUCCUCAUAUUCAUCCAGAGCUGCUUGGAAUUGGGCUGGUGUGAAACCACGUGAUAUGCAGCGCUGCUCAGCCUCAGAAAACCGGACACUUCGACCCCCUGAGACUAAUUCACGGACUGUGGCAAAUAUCACAUCUGCUGGCCUCUGGGUCCUGAAACACAUGGGUGGCAGCUGUCAGUGUGCAGGGCUAAGCAAACAGAAUAGCAAUCCCAAGGUCAAACUUGUAUGUUUGAGUGCAGAAGUCACAAAGCUAACAACCAGCUCAAUAAAGUCAAGUGCCCCAAUUUCAUCUUCA
Mesocricetus auratus (golden hamster) is the source of this 2288-nucleotide messenger RNA. RefSeq names its product COP9 signalosome subunit 6 (gene Cops6). Lineage: Eukaryota; Metazoa; Chordata; Mammalia; Rodentia; Cricetidae. Gene Ontology annotation, biological process: protein deneddylation. Gene Ontology annotation, molecular function: protein binding; metallopeptidase activity. The transcript has 10 exons. The record is from RefSeq and is a predicted model, not a curated record. Gene Ontology annotation, cellular component: COP9 signalosome. Bases 84 to 1052 code for a protein of 322 amino acids.